AUGGCACCGCAAACCCCGAUUCUAGACAAGUUUCUAGGCAGCGUCGCUGAGUUGGUACAAAGUCGCGAUGGGCGAAAACUCCAAGAUUUCCUCCAGAUCGAGCCUCCUUUAUCAGAAAUCUACCAACGAAUGAUCGAAGAAUUGCGCCAACGAUAUCAACCGGGGCCACAAAGCGAUGGAGAGCUCCAGCAACGAUGUGAAACCCUCGUCCCGCGAACAAAGGGAAGCUCUUCAUGGUCUGCCUUUCCGACUUUCAUGAAGCUAUACUUCUCUUUUUUGCGCGAUGUCAAUGUCGACAACUUGCUGGAAACUUAUAACAUGCUCCGGGCUUUGCUCAACCAAUGUGUCCUAGCCCUUGGAGAUAGUCAAAAUGGAGUUAUUGUUCUCCCCACUGUUUUAUAUCUUUCGAAAGUUCUCGCGAAGCUGGCAAUGGGAUUGGAUCGCCAACCGGAGUUGAUUGCGCAUAUUCUACGAUCGGAGGGGGGUGCAGAUCGCGAAGAUAAUAUUGAGAAGGUCACACUUGUUGAACAAUCUGCCAACGUUGUACGGGAGGCUUUUAUCAAGUGCUUGACCGAUCGCAGUGGCACCCCGGGGCCCAAUGGCAAGCCUGAGGGUAAGCGCAUGGGCAUUUACCUGAUGGCUAACUUGUGUCUGAAGCUAUUGUUCAAGUGCGGUAAACUGCGCAACGCAGAACAGAUGUUUGCUAGUAUAAGCGCCCAAUCGCCUCCCUUGAUACAUUUCCCUGCUUCCCAACGUGUCACCUAUCUCUACUACUUGGGUCGCUACCUUUUCUCCAAUAACCUCUUCUACCCCGCCCACAUUGCCCUAAAAGCUGCUUAUGACCAAUGCCACCGCCAAGCAUUCAAGCAACGAAGUCUCAUCCUCACAUACCUCAUUCCAUGCAACAUCAUCAUGGGUCGAUUUCCAUCAAAAGCACUCCUUCAACGUCCUGAAGCACAAGGACUGGCUGAACAGUUCGAACCACUCUGCCGCUUGAUCGCCCGCGGAGAUUACCUUGCUUUCCGCCAAUAUCUUUCGUAUGAUUCACAACAAGGACAAUGGUUUGCGCACAAGGGCAUUCUGCUCACCCUGCGCAAUCGAUGUGAGAUUCUAGUGUGGCGCUCUUUUUGUCGCAAAGUAUUUAUACAUGGGGGGUUUCUGGGAGAUCCGCAAGCGCAGGCGGCGCGUGGCCCGCCGCCCUACCUGUAUCUUCACAAACUGCUCGUAGCUACGAAGUGGCUUCAGGCACGUUCCAAACUGUCACUGACAAAUGGCAUGACAAAUGGAAUGACAAAUGGCACGAACCAUGCCUCUUAUACAACCCCCUACGGCUCGCAGAUUAUCUCUGAGCCUACGGACCCGGAUUAUAUUGGUCUUGAGGAUCGACAGAACAUCAGUACCAAUGGUGACCACGAGCCGAUGGAAAAAUACGGCGAUUACUUGGCCCCAGCUGCCUUCUUCGACGAAGGCGGAUGCUUAGAAAAUAAUGUUUCCGGUGAAUUAAUCGACGGCAUGCCUGAUUCAGACUACGCAGAUUAUUCACUUGAUCCAUAUGCCGAAGAAAAUAUAAUAGAAACACAGUCAGCACUUUUGAUGGGUGAACUCGAGUCCAUUCUCGUCUCCUUGCUCACCCAGGGGUUGAUACGUGGCUACUUGACCCAUCGAAACCCCAGAUUUGCUAUUCCUGGGGCGCGACUACGAGGUGCGUUGCCCACUGGGUUUCCCAAUGUAUGGGAAACCAUUGGGACGCGAGAAAGCGAAGACGACAGUGUUCCUGGGUGGGUCAAACCAGCGCCUGCCAUGCUAGGAGGGCCAGCCCUAGCUGCGGCUGGCGGUCGUGUGGUGAACCUGUCCGGGGCCCGACCUGUUGGCUUGCAAUAA
This is a messenger RNA of Penicillium angulare, 1881 nucleotides long. RefSeq lists its product as uncharacterized. Gene Ontology annotation, biological process: post-transcriptional tethering of RNA polymerase II gene DNA at nuclear periphery; poly(A)+ mRNA export from nucleus; transcription elongation by RNA polymerase II. The record is from RefSeq and is a predicted model, not a curated record. Bases 1 to 1881 code for a protein of 626 amino acids. Gene Ontology annotation, cellular component: transcription export complex 2. The transcript has 3 exons. Gene Ontology annotation, molecular function: double-stranded DNA binding; RNA binding. Lineage: Eukaryota; Fungi; Ascomycota; Eurotiomycetes; Eurotiales; Aspergillaceae.